Molecule: messenger RNA, 916 nt
Organism: Calliphora vicina (urban bluebottle blowfly)
Lineage: Eukaryota; Metazoa; Arthropoda; Insecta; Diptera; Calliphoridae
Exons: 2
Coding region: 138-764 (208 amino acids)
Source: RefSeq, a predicted model, not a curated record
GUGAAAUUAGUCUUCAAAUGAAUAUCGAGUUAAAACGUGGUAAACACAGUUUUUCUGUGAAUAAAAUACAAAGUCGAAUUGCAAUUUUUUAGUACAUUUCAAAAAAAUCCUUUAAAUUAAAAACACUGACAGUGAUAAUGUGUCGGUCUAAAGGAAUUGUUAUAUUAAUAAUAUUAAUUUUGUGCACAUCUACAAUACCUUUAAUUAAGUGCGUGCCCCAGGAGACCACAACCGUAAAGCCAGGACGUUAUGUUCCAGAAUUGUAUGGGGCACAUUUGGGAAAAUAUAUUCCGGAUGACAGCGGCAAAUACUAUCACAUACAUCGUCCCUAUGAUGGUGGUUAUGGUGAUCGUGGCAUUAAAUACGUCCACGAUGCCAGUGGCAAUCUAGUGCCGCUGUCAACAAGACCAUUGGGUCCCAAGGAUCAUUUACGUUUUAUGAUUGAUUUUAAUUAUGACAAUAGUGGUUGGGAAAUAAUCAAUUUUGAAUGGCUGCGUGAUGGUGAUGAUAACUACAAAUAUAAAUAUGUAAAUGAAAAUCAAUUAUUUACGGCCGAUGCUGCGGAAGAGUCCAGCGAUACAAGCUCUAAUAGUGAACAAAAUAAUAAUGAAAAUGGUGGUCACAUUGAUGGAGAAUACAAUGAUAAUAAUGGUUAUAAUUAUUCAUUCAACAAUGGAGGAGCAAAUAAAAGUACGAAAAAUCUACAACAAGCUAUUCGUGAAGUUAUAUAUUAUAUAGAAAACAACAUUUUACCGACAUUAUAAGGAAGAAAAUACUGGUAUUAUUAACCAUGAAAUACUUAUACAAUAAUAUUUCAUUAAUUAUAAAGGUCAAAUGUGUCCUGUCCUGUCAUUUCAUAGAUUUAAGUAUUUCAUUAAAAGUUAAGAAACAAAUAAAAUGUGUAGAUGUGCAACUU